AUGCCACUGUACAUGCCAUCUGCCUUUUCCUGUCAUGGAAUCGACACGUCCAUUCGCCAGAUAACCACCGCGCAGGCGCUGGAGCGGACGCAGCAGUUGUGGGAAAUCGUGAAGCAGCGAAGCACAGAAGAUGGCCUUCUGCCGCGGAGUAUGUACGUCGAAGUACUCCGUUAUACAGCACGGCGAAUUCUGGUAAAGCUAGAAGACGCCGGCUUCGACGCCGAUACGUGGAGGACGUACACGAGCUUCCUCACGCAGGCGAUCCUCGCCUACGGCACGGCAGAGGCGCAGUCCUACCUCUGUAUAGUGGAGCGGCUCAUGAGCGCGGUCCUGGCCUUCCCAACGCGGCCGGUGCCACUGCUAAAGGAGUACCUUCACUGCGCCGUGGCGCAGAGCACGCAGCGCAACGAGGAGCUGCUCGUUUAUAUGGCCAAUAAGCCGUUCGGUAAGCUUCCACCGCUCGCGCGGUUGCCGGACCUAGAGUAUGGUGAUGACUUCGUCGCCCGCGUCGCCCCGCAUUCUGUGAUGGACGUGAUGAGCGUGUUGGAGCGACUGCCGAGCCAGCUGACCUUCGCCCACAGUCACGCCAUCGUGCACCUAAAGCUGUGCAACCCACUCAAGAUUCCCGGCUGCGGGUACGUGUCAGCUGGCUACUUUUGUGACACAUGUCGCCUGCGCGGCAUCCGCGUCGGCUUCCAGGCGAUGGUCUAUGACAAUGAAGGGGCAGACGGCGCCCAGUCGAAGUGCAGUGUGCGCAGCGAUGCGCAAAUAAACCACAGGAAGAGCUAUGGCUUUGACGUGUGCAUGGCGUGCGCCGUCUUCUUUUACGCGCAGCAACAACAGCACCUGCUUGCCCUCAUGCACGCACCGCAUUUCGCCUAUGCGUUCGGUCACGCUGCUGGCGUGACGGUCUUGUCUGCCAGCUGCCGUGCGCGCUGGCAUUCUGUUCGCCAUGAUUCCACGAGCUUUCAGCACCUUGGCGUCACUGCCGCGUCGCUGUCGUCUCACAAGGCUUCCAACAACUCCAUUGCGGCUACCGAAGCUCAUGAGAGGAGUGACAACUUGCUGGGCGCAGUCGUCGGCUACACCAUCAGCAGCUUCGACCCUGAUGAAGGGGUCGCCGUACCCAAGAGCAUGGCGAUCAAGCGUCCCCCUGUGCGACCACCAGUGCGUAAAGUGAACGGCAAUGCCACGGCAGCGCCGCAGCCACCAGUAACGCGCUGUGUGGCGAGUGCCGGCUUUGUUGUUUCCUUUACGCUCAGCCUUGCCCCGUACGGCGCGCGGCCCAUCGCAUGGGUGCUGAGCGACGCUGACAAGCGUGUUGACAUGCAGCAUAUGGACGAGAUGCUGGCUCAGCGACUUGGUCCAGAGUCGGACUGGCGGUCGUGCGUGGCGGUGCGUCGCAAGACGCAGAUGCCGUUGCGUGCUGGUGUGACUCGCAGGUCGGCAGCAGAUAUGCCGGCUGCAACGCCGCAUUCAGCGAAGCCAGCGAAGAGCAGUCACGCGUCCCAUCGGCUAUUCGGUGACAAGACUCUUCCUCACGGGCCAAAACUGCUGCCGCAGGUACUCGGCACGAGCAGUCGGCUGGUGGACGUCAAUGAUGACCUUGACACGUGCGCCAUUUGCCUGUGCCCGGUUGAAGGCGAGAAUCCUAUCAUCGAGACGACGUGCCACCACUGGUUCCACGUGGGCUGCAUCGAGGAGCACACUCACACUGCCGGGGACGUCUGCCCUCUCUGCCGCGCCACUCAUAUCCUCCCCGAUAUGUCUCGUGCCGCGGCGCUUGCGAGGAAUAUUUACCACGUGGAAGUAACCCUGACAGACGAGGAGUGCUUGUCGCCGUGCGUUGAUGUCUGCGUCGGCGUCAUCCUCACUCGCGACGGCAAUUACCAUGAUGCUACCAGCAUCGCCGCGGCCGAGUGCGUGCGCCUCUACCCCAUCCAGAUGAAGGGGUCUGGUCAGCAGGUGUCGCAGGCGUGCCCGUGA
Messenger RNA from Leishmania major strain Friedlin, 1986 nucleotides. RefSeq lists its product as hypothetical. Lineage: Eukaryota; Euglenozoa; Kinetoplastea; Trypanosomatida; Trypanosomatidae. The transcript has a single exon. The record is from RefSeq and is a predicted model, not a curated record. The coding region runs from base 1 to 1986 and encodes 661 amino acids.